Molecule: messenger RNA, 1764 nt
Organism: Hippoglossus stenolepis (Pacific halibut)
Lineage: Eukaryota; Metazoa; Chordata; Actinopteri; Pleuronectiformes; Pleuronectidae
Product: globoside alpha-1,3-N-acetylgalactosaminyltransferase 1
Exons: 4
Coding region: 10-1140 (376 amino acids)
Biological process (GO): carbohydrate metabolic process
Cellular component (GO): membrane; Golgi apparatus; vesicle
Molecular function (GO): hexosyltransferase activity
Source: RefSeq, a predicted model, not a curated record
ACGGAAGGUAUGCGAAGAAAAGUGAGAGGAAAAUAUUAUAAAAGCAACACGAAGCGAGAGAAAGAGGGGCAAGCAGGACACAGUAUGGCGUUGUUUCCCUUCUGCAAGACGCCCACAGGACCGGUCAGAGUGACCAGAAUACAACUGGUCCUGUACUGUUUUCUCCUGUCUCUUAUCAUAUAUUUUCUCCAUGGACGUGAGGCGGCUGCCGGUGUGAAGCCGUCACAUCCUAUCUUUAAUGCCAUGGGAAUGGACAGAGGAGGCGUUAUAACAGACAUGAUGGUCGUCAAAGCAGCGGUGCCACAAACUCCUGUGGAGACACCGUGGGGCGCUCCUUUAGUGUGGGGUGACACCCGCAACUCCGCCUGGCGCAGAGCUAAAUUGUCACAACAUGGAAUCCGCACAGGUCUGCUGGUCCUCAUGGUGGGAACGUACAGCCACUUCAUGCGACGUUUCCUCUCCUCAGCUGAAACCCACUUCCUCCCUGGUCAGAUGGUCACCUACUACAUCCUCACAGACAGCCCCCAUUCUCUGGAUCCCCCUGUCAAGUUGGGGCCUGAACGAGAGCUGAAGGUGGUACCCAUCGCAGAGCUGCCCGGGUGGGAAAGGCUGGCCUAUCGUCGCAUGGCCCUGGUCUCCGACGCCAUCAGAGACCAGAUCGGCAGCGAGGUUGAAUACGUCUUCUGCGCUGACAUUGACCAGGAGUUUGUGGCCCCCGUGGGGGAGGAGAUCCUCGGAGACCUGGUGGCCACAUUGCACCCAGAGCUCUAUGGGAUGCCUCGAAAUACAUUUCCUUACGAGAUCGAAGAGGCCUCAUCUGCUUGUGUGGAUGACGACGAAGGGGACUACUACUACACCUCGGAACUGUACGGCGGGUUGGUGUCUGAGAUGUACAGAAUGUCCCGCGCCUGUUCCAUGCUCAUUUUCCAAGACCAGGCAAAUGGGGUGGUGGCGAGGGGCCUCGAGGAGAGCUACUUGAACCGCUACCUGAUCGACCACAGGCCGACCUGUGUGCUGUCUCCAGAGUACAGCUGGUGGGACUCGGCCCUGGCUGCUGAUGUGCCUGUACAGAGGCUGGUCUCUUUGGGAAGACAAUGUGAGUCUUAUGAUAAACAGACGAGAGAGGAGAGGAGAUGCUGAAUAACCGGUGGGUUGCGCUGGCUCAAUCCACCAAAGUAUCUCGCAUAUAUAUGAAGAACUUGUGUUUUACGUUUCCUACGGAGAAGGCUCCUGGUAACACAAGCAAGUAGUUUUAAAAGAAAACACAUAUUCCAAUUAAAUGUUCUGUUCUAUAAAUGCAGUCUGCAAACAGGCAGAUGCAAACUGUAAAACCUUCUCUCAAUUAAAGGCCCAUUUGUGUGAACAGCACCUCUGUGUGGCUGCUAUAUCUCCCACUGCAGACAAAACAACAAAUUGACCUGUCUCUUUAAACCAAGCACUGUCCUCUCCAUUAAUGUCAGCCCAGGAGAUACUGCUCCGGCAGCUUUGUGGUCAGCAGCGAUAAGAGUCAACAGUGUGAGUGCACACUUUCCCCACAGUGGCCAAUCAUUAACUGGAAGGGCUGCUGUUUCAAGGUCUUUAAAUGCCAGGUGGGGACAGAAUGGAUACAACAAGAUGCUGCUGCUGUCGGGUUACAUGAGCAGAAGCUGCCAUGUUUGAAGAUCAGCAAACUGAGGAAUCUGGUUCACGAUGGGCUGAAGUAAUUUCCCAUUGAAAAUUGUUGUUUCCCCCCAUUAUGAAUUGGAGUAAAAUAAGUCAAACUUG